UAUAUUAUACUCUGUGUUUUAGUGCACUGUUUGGAUAUGUAGUGCUGUAGUAUGCGAUUUCGGGUGUAGCCUUUGGGUUGAACGAGUGAUGGGCGUGGCCUGUCACUCGAGUGGGCGGGGUCUGAUUGUGCCAUGCGAGGUGCGUUUUACUAUCUUUCAGUCCCUUCGACCAAUGAGCCGAAUAACCCGAUCAGAUAGGCGGAUACGCCUUCCCCUAAGGUUGCGCCCGCCUCGUAUCACUGCGUGUGUAUUUUUUUCCCAUCCUGUUUUUUUUUGGUAACCGUAGCUGGAUGUGUAGGACGUCAUAUGUUUUUUUUUUUCCCCUCCUUUUCACUCCAGCCACUGAGCGAUAUGGGUUAUUUACUGUUUAACAGCUCCGGAUACGGGACGCGACGCUCAGUGCAGGGAGAGAGAUAAUAUCCGCGGAGACUUUACAACUUGAAGCAAAGUGAGAGUUUUUGGGUUUGUUUGUUUGUGUUUUUUUUUUUUUUUUUUACAGCACCGGAAGGAUGGCGAGUCCGCCGCCAGCGGUCGGACACUCGCUUUCCAAUGUGAACGUGAACAAUGUUAAAAAGUGCGGCUACCUGAAGAAGCAGAAACACGGCCACAAGCGCUUCUUCGUGCUCAAGGCGCAGACUGAGGGCUUCCCCGCGCGCCUCGAGUACUACGAGAGCGAGAAGAAAUGGAGGAACAAGGCGGCUGCUAAGCGGAUCAUACCACUGGACUCGUGCCUGAACAUCAACAAGCGAGCGGACGCCAAGCACAAGCACCUCAUCGCAUUGUACACCAAGGACGAGUACUUCGCCGUGGCUGCAGACAACGAGCAGGAGCAGGAGAGCUGGUUUGGUGUCCUAACGGAUCUGAUGAACGAGGGCCGGGCGUGCGAGGGAUCGGCGUCUCACUCGGCUUCUUCACUGCUCGGGUUUGACGAGGCGAGCUACGGGGUGGUGACGCCGCUCAGCGCCGCGUACAAGGAGGUAUGGCAAGUGAACCUGAAAUCCAGGGGACUCGGACAGACCCGGAACCUGACCGGGGUGUACCGGCUGUGCUUGUCGAGCCGCACGAUCAGUUUUGUGAAACUCAACACGGAUGUCGCGUCUGUGAUUCUGCAGCUGAUGAACAUCCGGCGCUGCGGUCACUCGGACAGUUUCUUCUUCAUUGAGGUGGGCAGGUCAGCCGCCACGGGCCCCGGUGAGCUGUGGAUGCAAGCAGACGACUCGGUGGUGGCGCAAAACAUCCACGAGACUAUUCUGGAAGCUAUGAAGGCUAUGAAGGAGCUGAUGUGCGAGUUCCGGCCGCGCAGCAAAAGUCAGUCAUCGGGCACGAAUCCGAUUUCAGUACCCGCGAGGCGGCAUUUAAAUCACUUACCGCCGAGUCAGACGGGACUGCUGCGGCGAUCUCGCACUGACAGCGCGGCCGCUUCGUCGCCCGGAGCCAAAUUCACGUCAUGCCGAAUGCGCGCGGCGAGCGAGGGGGACGGCACGACGACGCGGCCGGUGUCUCUGUCAGUAGCAGGAAGUCCUGUCAGUCCCGGAAUAAACCGCACACAUCUGAGCCGAUCCAACACUGUGGCAGCCCGCCCUUGUAGGACGUUUGAAACCCCCUCUCUCCAGCCUAGUAAGUCCAUGUGCAUGCCCGUGUCUCAUUCCCCUCCCUCAGUCGAUGCCAGUCCCGUUAGUGUGCCCUCGAACGGUGCCCGCCCAGCCAGCUGUACAGCCUCCAUCGCCGGCUCACCCAGCGAUGCCGGCUUUAUCUCCUGCGACGAGUGCGCUUCCAGUCCAGGAGAUGCACCCCACAACUUAACGGCUCACCGCAGCUCUACGCCAGAGUCUUUUGCCGAGACGCCUCCCUCACGGGAUGGCAGUGACUUGUACGGCUACAUGAUCAUGGACAAGCAGGGUGUUUUUGCACAUAGCCACAGGAGACGUAGUACCCGCAUGGUGGACGAGGGUGUCAGGGACCUAGAGAAAGCCUACAGAAAGAGGACGUACUCUCUCACCAUGCCUCACCAGAAGAGAGUGCACUCACAGCUGUCUUCUGCCUCGCUGGACGAGUACACACUCAUGAGGGCCACUUUCAAAAACGCUGGGCAUUCAGGACGCAGUUCGCACACUGCAUCCCCUAAAGUUGCGUACCCUGAGGAUUAUGGUGAUAUUGAAAUUGGAUUCUCACAAAAAAGCUCCAGUAUUAAUCUAGGUGAGGAUGGUUACAUGCCAAUGACACCAGGCGUGGCACCGCCGGGUAGUAAGAUUGAAAACUACAUGCACAUGAGCCCCAUGUGUGUCUCCGCCCCAAAGCAGAUCAUCAACCCUAGGACACACCCCCUUACUGUGGCCAACGGCUACAGGACCAGCCCGCCCUGCAGCUACUCUCUGGAUGACAGUGGCUACAUGAAGAUGCUGUGUAGCUCCAAACUCUCUGUGGACAGCUCAGAUGGGAAACUGGCCAACACUGAGUACCUCAACAUGUCUCCUGUAGACCCGUGCGUGUCCGACACGCCCCCAGAUUACUUCCCCACUACUGUGGGUGGCAUAGAACAGCAAACUUCUCUCAGACAGCCCUUCUCUUACAGCUCUCUUCCCCGCUGCUACAAACCCCAGCAGAAGACAGCAGAUAAUGGUGACAGCGAUCAAUAUGUCCUCAUGAGCCUACAAAACUGGAAAAUUGUGGAGGAGCCAGAGAAGGCAGCUCCCAAAAUAACUCCCUCUCCUCUGAAGCAAAGCAGAGCUGACAACUUGCUCCACAGAUCCAGGAUCAGCCGACCUACGCGCCUGCCACUGGAUUUGGUUCAUACGCUGCCUAGCAUGAAUGAGCACCCUUUGCCCUCUGAACCCAAAAGCCCUGGUGAGUACAUAAACAUAGAUUUCAGCCAUGCCGGCUUGAGGUACUCCCCACGCUCCACAGAGAGCCCUGCUUCCUCCAUCAGCUCCUCCAGUGAGCAGAGGAGGUCCCUUCUUUCAGACUACAUGAACAUUAACAUAAGUUUGGAGUCACCCAAGUCUGGAGAUGCUGCUCCAUUCAGCCCUCUCGAUGCCAUGCCGGAUCUGGCAGUCUGUCCCACCCCAUGUGAGGAGGAGGGAGGAAUAAAUGGUUACAACCUCAUAUCACAGGUGGAACCCUCAUGCCAGGCUGGCAUGGCGAAGGACGAUUACACUGAAAUGACAUUCUGUGUGUCCGCUUCUCCUCCUCAGUCUACAUCUCAGGCCACUGACUGUACCAAGCCUGCCAGCCCAUCAUCCUGCGCACGGAGGUUAAAUUUGACUGACUCCAUGGGGAUACGACCGGUUGAGUCAUUCCUGCUGGGUGGCACCGCCCCGCCCCUAGUAGACCCAGACCGGGGUGCCAAGGUGAUACGUGCGGACCCCCAAGGACGAAGGCGACACAGCUCGGAAACCUUCUCCUCCACCACCACCGUCACGCCCGUUUUCCCCUCCUUCGCACAUGAUGCAAGACGGCACGGCUCAGCCUCCGUGGAGAACGUCUCUGCUCUGGCGAGGAACAGCGAUGGCUUAGAAGAGGAGUACGGCAGUCCCAUGUGCAGAGAGACAUCAGCGGGCUUUCAAAAUGGACUUAACUACAUCGCCUUAAACCUUAUGGACGAAGGACUGGCCAGUUGCGAUGCUCUGGUUAGAUUCAAAGCUGCCAGCUGCUGCAAAGGGAGCAUGACUGCAAUAUAUGCCAGUCUCUAUGGAUUCAAGGACACAGCAACAGCAGUAAAAGACUAAACAGAUCCGGACUCCAUUCCUGCUAUGGUUCCUCAGUUCUUCCUCGGGACCAGGAGGUACAAGGUGGUAGGAGGAGAGGUGGCCCAUGUGGACAGAUGGGCCACACUGCUGCCGCUGUUGCUGCUGCUUCAACUCUCGCCUGAUCUUUGACCCCUGAACUUGUAUGAAUGGCUAUCGUCAUGGCAACAUAGACACUUGACCUGCUCUUUGCCCCAGUGACGUGGUCCUCUAUCUCUGUGCUGCUCUGAAAAUGACUCAGACUUUUGACAAAAACAAAAGGCUGGACCACACAUCUGUCUGUGUGUCACUCCUCACUCACUCCCCUCUAGAGUCUACAGUUCUUCUUCUUCUUGUUUAUGCUCCACUGGUUUUUGUUCAAGUGCUCUGAAUGUUAAGAAGGCCAGUGUUCCCAACAUGCAAAAACCUGUGACUCAAACCUGGAGUGUACCAUCUGCACAUACUCACACAAGUGUACACACGCACACACAAACACAAACAAACAAACAUUGGAUACCUGCAUAACCACACGUUGCACAAUGCACGUAUUUAUUUAUUUAUAUGUGUGCAUUAAGAGGUGUUUUGAAUGUGUGUGUGUGUGUGUGUGUGCACAUAUGGAUGGUUGCAGCACUGCAUCAAGGUGGCAUUUCAUCACAAUCUUCACCAGUUAACUGAAACAAGUAGUUGCUUGAAAAACCCUACCUCAGAUUAAAGCCAGGUUUUGAGUUGCAUAUGGAAAAAAAUAUAAAUAUAUAUUAACAAAAAAAACUAUUUAUUUAUUUUCAGUGCUGAAUGUCAUAAGAAAAAAAUGCCAAUCCAAAGCCUUACUGACUGUCAAACAGUGUUUUCUUUUGUUACGGAAAUUUGUUAUGGACCUAUACACAUUUACAAAGUAUCAAAGACCGACUGCUCGCCAUGGAAACCGAAUGUCUCUAAGUGCAGUAGAAGUGGCUUUCACCAUGGAUAGUGACUUCUGCAAUCAAAGAUUUCUUAUAUUCCUGUUCUUAUUCUAAGUAUUACACAGAUAUUUAAAGGAUAUUAAUAUAAUUCUAUUUAUGAGUGCUGGUAAAGGACAGGGGAAGCAGCGUGACGCUGCCUUACACACGUACACAUAUGCAAAGCAGGCUCUUUGAGAAGAAGAUUAGUUUGGAACGAAGUCAGCCAGACAGAAACAGAUAUACUCCUCAUGCACACUUAAGACAUGCGCGAAAUGUGUCUUUGUGUGUGAGAGAGUGAGAAAGAGUGGGUCUACCACAUAGGCACCAAAACACACUUUAACCCACCAAUGUUGGAUGGGUAAUGAUGGGUAAUGACCCAGUAAUGACUCCUGCUGCCUCACCCUUAUCAACCAUGAAAUAUCUUUACUCUUUAUUCGCGGCCUUUCCUUUGCUUUAGACCAGGGCAGCCAGUUCCAUGUGCUCUGUUCUGAUUGGCUCUGAGGUACACUGGUGGAGCAGUUGGUUAAUGGGACAGACACAUUUCAGGGACAUUUUGGGAGGCUUUAAAGCAUUGCUGCUGCACCGUAGUGUCAGACGGGGACCGUGUCUGUGCUAGUGCUUUGUCUCGCACUUGCAAACUUUUUCGAUUGUAACACAAGACAAAUUUGAAUGUAGAGUAUUCUGCAGCUCCCUACAAGCAAAGCAAAGCAAAACGAAACAAGAACCAUUCAAAAGUAUGACCGUCACAAAACAAAAACACCAAAACAAGCGAAAUGAAACUGACACAUGUGACUUGUUCAAGUAUAUCAAAUGUUUGCCUGGAAACUUGUAAAUAAUGUAUAUAAUAAUAAUAAUAAUAAUAAUAAUAAUGCAACUGAUGUACAGUUGUGACCUUGGAAAGUUUUUUUUGUUUUUGUUUUUUUAUUUAAAGUUAAAGAUAAUACAUUUAUGUACGUGUACAUACACAGUAUAUGUUUAAAUGAAUUUCCCCCAAACGCUAAAGCACUAAUGAAGGUACUGGCCAAACACCAAUGUUUGACCUGGAGGUUUUCUUUUCUAAUUCUUUGCUAUAGGUUUGUAAGUGUGCACAAACCGCAAGAUGAAUGCCACUAAGGAAAUAUUUUAUACUGCUGUAACAUUGCAAAAAAACAAACAAACAAACAAACAAACAAAAAAAAACAAACAAAUACAAUUUAAAAGUACUUGAUAUGAGAGGUCUAGCUACAUAGGUACAAAUUAACAUAUGGCAUAUGCAAUAUUUACAUUUUUUAAAGAUUAGUUUACAGAAAGAAACCAAAUGUAUAAAUACUGUGUUCAUAAAGUUUGAUAAAACCUUAAAACUGAUGGGAUUGUUUUGCUGUACACAUUUUUUUCAGCCAACUUUAAACGAAAACUUUGCUGUUUUUCUUAUUGGAUAUUACCAGUGAUUUGAGCAGUGUUCUUAUUCUGAUGAUUUGUUUUUUCUCAGUAUGGAAAAGAUGACUAUUUUGAGCCUUGGUUGAAAUUAUUAGGAUGUUGGGUUUUUUUUGGUCUUCCAUUGUAUAUAUUUCAUAUGCUACACAUUGUGAUGCUAUUAAGAGAUAAUUUAAUCUUAGUGUAGUUAGUGUUGCUUUGGAAGCUGUAAUGAUUCUGAAUAGCCACAUGCAAUAAAACAGUAACGUUAUUUAAGAAA
Ictalurus punctatus (channel catfish) is the source of this 6332-nucleotide messenger RNA. It is a transcript of the gene irs2b, whose product is annotated as insulin receptor substrate 2b. The transcript has 2 exons. The coding region runs from base 510 to 3725 and encodes 1071 amino acids. Gene Ontology annotation, biological process: insulin receptor signaling pathway. Gene Ontology annotation, cellular component: plasma membrane; cytosol. NCBI's taxonomy places the organism in Eukaryota, Metazoa, Chordata, Actinopteri, Siluriformes, Ictaluridae. The record is from RefSeq and is a predicted model, not a curated record. Gene Ontology annotation, molecular function: phosphatidylinositol 3-kinase binding; insulin receptor binding.